UCAGCCUGGAGAGGGGUUCAGCACAGGCAAAAGUCAAACAAGACAGCAGCAAUGGACUUGAUAAAGCUAAAGGACAAGAGAGAUUAUAGAGAAUUCCUUCGGCUUGCCAGGAUAGUGAAAACUAUUUGUGGAAUUAAUCUUGCCCUGAAAAGGCAUUCUGGCUUAAGCAUGGUGAAACAAUGGGCUGAAACUAACCAGAGGACAAGACCAGAUCUUGCAAGAGAUCUCUUAUUCAACAUUGAUAUAUUUACCAGAAACAAGCUUAGUGGAGGGUGUGCAAAGCUGAAAAAUCUGCUUUCCAUUUCACCAUUACAAAGGCGACAUCAUGAUGUUCAAAAGAUACAAGCCCUUUUAAGGAAAAACCGAGCAUUUGAAAGCUUCCCUGACAGUAUUCAACAUCAGAUUUGCCAAGUUGCAGUCUACCAAAAGUAUGAAGCCACAAGAACAGUGUUAAAACAAGGUCACCCGUCCCAGGACUGUUAUUUUGUGCUUGCUGGUAGUCUAUUAGUGAAAGUAAAUGAUAUCUCAAGGAAGGGAAACUCAACAACUCAAACUUUAAAUGAAGUGGAGGAAGGAGACAUGUUUGGGGAGGCUUGUCUUUUGACAUGCAGCAUACGACAUGCAACAGUUGUUUGCAAGACUGAUGUGGAACUUCUGCUGAUAGACAAAGAGGACUUUAACUACAUCUUGGAAGAUUUCCUUCGACUUCGCUACAGUGUCAUCAGCAAUCUUAUAAGAAAGCUUCCAUUAUUUUCUUCUUGGUCAGCUGACAAAUUGGAGCUAGUUGCUAAAGGAUCCAUGCUACGUCACUACAGGUCUGGAGCUCUUGUUGUCCCAAAUAUCUUGAUCUCAUCCUUCAUUGUGGUUGUCAAAUCUGGCCGUUGUCAGCUAGUGACACACCUGCGGAUGCCUGGAGGGAGAGCUGCUGGGUCGUGUGAUACACUCAGGAUAAAGUCCUUGUCGUCGCUCCUACAGGACUUUCCGACUCUGUCCUUCAUAGAAAACAAGAUGACUCAUAUCAAAGAAGCUUUGCAAAGACCAUCAACAUCUAAUUGCAUUUUUUCUUCUGAUCACGAAAGGGACAUGAACAAUAAACUACAAAAGAAAAAAAGACCAAUGACAGCUGUGACUCCAUCAAGACCCAGUGCAAACCUGAGAGGCUUCUGUGAAAGGGAACAUGCAGGUAACACUGAAGGACAUUUGGAGACCCAAAAGGAAAAGCCAUGCAAGGUAAGUAAGACUCUGUCUGCCAUGAAGUCUACAUCAUCUCCAGCUUUGCUCUUAAGAAUAGGGAUUUUUGAUCAAGGCAGUAUUUUGGUAUCACCUGAAGUAGUAGGCAGAGAAUGUGACCUAAACAUGAGUCUAAUUAGUGAAGGAACAGAGUGUAUUUUCAUCCCUAAAGGAUUGUUUCUGAAGGAGGCUCCCUCUGAGUCUGUACAGGCAGCUCUUGAACUGGUGAACACCUACCCUACAGAGAGCAUAAUUAGAGAGAACUAUGUCAGAUAUCAGGCUUGGAGUGCCUACAAAGACAAACUUGUCAGGCAACGCUGCAAGAGACAACAAGAUGCCAAUUUGUAUCCACAGAAUUUUUAAGUGUCUGUACUAAAUGUUUCAGAAGUCAAUUUCAGUAUCGUGUUAAUGGUGCACUAAUAAUCAAGUCAUCCAAGAAGGGUCAUUUAAAAAAACAGUUACAAUAUUUUGAAGAAAUAAACAAGUGAAAGCACCUUUUUUACAGAUUAGAUUUGUGUGACUCCUCAGACAUGCAUCAAGAUAAAUGCUUAAGCUGAUGCAUAAAAAACAUGUUACUUGGAUUUAGUAGUUCAAAAAGUUAGUGCCUGAUGUCAAGUAAUCAAAGCUUGAAUGCAUGAAUGUUGUAU
Messenger RNA from Acipenser ruthenus (sterlet), 1877 nucleotides. Its product is annotated as cyclic nucleotide-binding domain-containing protein 2-like. Bases 52 to 1593 code for a protein of 513 amino acids. Lineage: Eukaryota; Metazoa; Chordata; Actinopteri; Acipenseriformes; Acipenseridae. The record is from RefSeq and is a predicted model, not a curated record. The transcript is spliced from 17 exons.